Molecule: messenger RNA, 4586 nt
Organism: Danaus plexippus (monarch butterfly)
Lineage: Eukaryota; Metazoa; Arthropoda; Insecta; Lepidoptera; Nymphalidae
Gene: Glut1
Product: glucose transporter type 1
Exons: 13
Coding region: 46-2076 (676 amino acids)
Biological process (GO): monosaccharide transmembrane transport
Cellular component (GO): membrane
Molecular function (GO): hexose transmembrane transporter activity
Source: RefSeq, a predicted model, not a curated record
UCAGUUCCUGGUCAUAAAGCUCGAUCCCACCAGACUUAGUUAGAAAUGAACGUUCCGGACUUUAUCAGAGUUGAAAACUGGCCAUCGUCGAGUUCUGAUCUUAAUCUCCUGGAUUAUGAUUUAUGCCUUCAGAGACAGGUGAGCGUGAUGAGCAUGAAUCUGUCUGCCAAGCUGGACGAGCUGCAGAGGGGCGACCGUCAACUUGAGACAACGGUCGCUCUAUGCGAAAUCCGUUCACAACUCCAGGAACUCACAAAGAGUGUAGAAUCAUGCCAAAGUGAAGUUUCCGAGGUUAAACGCGACAUGGUGGCCAUCAAGCAAGAGUUGGAUACCGUGCAGCAAGUGAAGGAAGAAAUAGAAGAACUACGGGAGUAUGUGGACAGGCUCGAAGAACACUCGCAAAGACGGAAACUUAGGUUGCUUGAGCAGGGUCUUACGUUUUUCUUAUCCUACGCUAUUUUGGCCGCGGUACUCGGGAUGUUGCAGUUUGGCUACAACACUGGUGUCAUCAACGCUCCUGGCAGAAACAUCGAGAACUUUAUGAAGGAUGUCUACAAAGAUCGCUAUGGCAAAGAUAUCCACGAGGACACGGUGAAUAGGCUGUAUUCGAUAGCGGUCAGCAUUUUCGCUAUCGGUGGUAUGCUGGGUGGAUUCUCUGGAGGGAUGAUUGCUAAUCGAUUUGGAAGAAAAGGAGGCCUCUUGCUCAACAAUAUCCUCGGCAUCGGCGGUGCCAGUCUAAUGGGCUUCACAAAAAUAUCUCAUUGUUAUGAAAUGCUCUUUUUCGGUAGAUUCAUUAUAGGCGUCAAUUGCGGCUUAAAUACAUCACUUGUGCCAAUGUACAUAUCGGAGAUCGCACCGCUGAACCUGCGUGGAGGCCUUGGCACUGUUAACCAGCUGGCUGUCACCGUCGGAUUGCUGCUAUCGCAAGUACUUGGGAUCGAGCAAAUUCUUGGCACUGAUGAUGGAUGGCCUAUCCUUCUCGGUUUGGCUGUAUGUCCUGCUAUAUUACAGCUACUCCUUUUACCCGCCUGUCCCGAAUCUCCGCGAUAUCUUUUAAUUACUCGUCAGUGGGAGGAAGAAGCAAGGCGUGCGUUACGAAGACUCCGUGCUAGCAACCAAGUUGAAGAGGAUAUUGAGGAAAUGCGAGCUGAAGAGAGAGCGCAGCAAGCGGAGGCAUCUAUAUCAAUGAGGGAAUUGCUCUGUUCACCAACCCUGCGUGCUCCUCUGCUUAUCGGUGUCGUAAUGCAAUUGUCCCAGCAGCUAAGCGGAAUAAAUGCUGUGUUCUAUUAUUCAACAUCGCUCUUUACAUCCUCUGGCUUAACGGAAGAAUCUGCAAAGUUUGCUACUAUGGGCAUCGGUGCUAUAAUGGUGGGCAUGACUUUGGUAUCCUUGCCACUUAUGGAUCGCACGGGGCGCCGCACCCUCCACCUCUACGGCCUCGGCGGGAUGUUUAUCUUCUCCAUUUUCAUCACCAUCUCAUUCUUAAUAAAGGAGUUUUUUGGCUAUGUGCAGGAAAUGAUAGAUUGGAUGAGCUAUUUAUCAGUGGUUUCAACGUUGAGUUUCGUCGUGUUCUUCGCCGUCGGACCGGGCUCUAUUCCUUGGCUGAUAACCGCUGAAUUGUUCUCUCAAGGCCCAAGACCAAGUGCAAUGGCCAUCGCCGUAUUAGUGAAUUGGAUGGCAAAUUUCGUCGUCGGAAUUGGCUUUCCUAGUAUGAAGGCUCUAUUGGAAAACUAUACAUUCCUGCCUUUUAGCGUAUUCCUUGCAAUUUUUUGGAUUUUUACGUAUAAAAAAGUUCCUGAAACCAAAAACAAGACCUUUGAAGAGAUCCUCGCUUUGUUCCGAAAUUCUAAUGGAAGUGUCGGAGCAGUCUUCGGUGGCGGGGGAGGCCCGGCCGCCGCCGCCACUGCCUCCGCCCCGGUUCCCUGCCACGGGCAACGUCUGACAAUGGGAGACCGCUGCGCGUGCGCCCCUAGUCGCGCCCAUCAAGGCCGCCGCCAACUUCUUGUUUCAUGGACUCAAGCGUCAAACGGCGGGCCGCGCCCCUAUCACUACCACACAACAAAUGUUCUAAAUUGAUGUGAUUAGGUUAUAAAACGAAAUUAGUAUGUAAGUCACGGCGUAAAUUAAUAUAUAGUUGUUUAGUCUGUCAUUUUAUGACGAACCUACAUAAUAAAACAUACUUAGGUACCGUAUAAAGUGCCAUCGGUUUCUUGUACCCAUUUUAAUUAGGUCUUAAAUUUUACUUAAAAAUAAUGAUAAUUAUACAAAAUUGAAAAGAUUUUGAGCAGAUUUCGGAUAAGGCUUAAUUGAGAGUCGUGUGACGAUUUACGAGACAAAUUAAGCUUCAGAUAUUAAUAAAGUUAACUGAUAAGUAUGCGAAGAUGAUGUUAAUUCAUUAUAUUAAAAGAUAUAGUAGAUUUAUUGAAUAUAUCUAGAAAGCAAUGAUGGCGACGCGCGACGUAACAAGCUCGUUCUUGUGCCUGGGCCAACUAACAGUAUGCAAUAUGCACACAAUAGUGAUUCUAAAAUUUACAAUAACAUAAUUAUAAUAAAAAUGAUAAGUCAUCUUCUUCAGUGGUCCCAAACGAAACGGGAAUGUGUUUGUACGUCCUAUACAGACGAAAACAAGGCACGUACUCAUUUAUCUGUUUAUAUAAUUAAAAGUGAGGCUACGGAGUACAUAACAUAAUGCUACAUUAUAAGAGUUUUUAAACAAACUGAUUAUAAUUUUUGCACAAUAUAUUUAUGUAAAAGUAAAUUGCGCAAAUAAAUAUCUCAAGAAAUACCAAGGUACUUGCUCAAAAUUAACAUUUGUUAUUAAUAGUUAAAUGUUUGAAUGUAUGUAUGUAAGUUGUUUUGAUAGAAUAUUUUUUCAUUAGACUAAUAAUUUUACAAUAAUCAGAAAGUAAUAAGACUAAUCAUGAACUGUUUUAAAGCGGAGUUCGAUGCGGAAGUAUGCAAUAAUGUGAGGAAAUGACUUACUGUUCUUAUUAUAUAAUGCCACUGUAUCUGGCACUGUAGGGGACACAGGACACAGUACGGGUCAAAUGCCAACUAAAGUUAGAAUAAUAUAAAAUGGGUACGACGAGAGUACAUUUUGCUUACGACAAUGAUUAUUGUCACUGAAGUGUAUAAAAACGAUGUAAAUACAUGAUGUGACUUUAUUGUAUUGUUGAUUUUUUAUACAUAAUUAUAUUAUUUUAAGAAUGUUUUUAUUCUCCUUUUACUCACAAUUAUUAUUGUUAUACCUAAUUAUAGAUUAGUCAUAUCUAAAAUGACCGAAACAUUGUAAUUACAAUAUAAAUAUUAUUGAUAAAUAAAUAAUAAUUGACAUUGGACACAUACAGUUUAAUUGCAGUUGCGGGAAUUGAUCAAAUAAAAUAUUGUAUUUAUUUAGUGCAAAACAAAAUAACCUAGAAAACACGAUUCACAAUACUUGUUAUAAGAUAGUGGUUUAUUUUUGUUCCCACAUUUAGAAUAUAUAUUUAAUUUAUAGUGAUAAGAGAUAAUAAAACAUUAUCUUUUUAAUUGAUGAAAAGUAUAGUGUAUGGUAAAUUAUACAAUUUGUGAAGACUUUUAAGAAUGUAAAGCUUUUAAACUUAUACGCCCUAGAGAAUGAACAAAUGUUUCAUUAAUUAUUAGUUAGGAUUCAGUAGUUACUUCAGGGUUGUAGUCAAUCUGUUCGUCCGUUCAUCUAAUAACUGCUCAAUUCAAUAUUAAGAUUAGGGAGUUCCAUAGCCUCCGGAACGGGAAAUGGUAGCACGGCCUAAAAAAAUGUGUCUAUCGAAUUUCGAGAGUAGUGUUGAGGCGGGCGCGCAUUUACAAACCGCGCGUUCAGAAAACUGCAGUUCGUCUGUAUGGGCCCUCGGGCGAUUGUUACUUUAUAUUCCCAACUUGUAGCUUCGUAUUUCCUCUCCGAUACUUCCUCUUAAUCUUCCCUCUUUAGAUCACUUUUGACCGUUUUAUUUACAAUUUACCUUUAGUUUGCAGACAAUUAUUUGAUCCGAUAUAAAAUUAAAUACUGUUAAAAAUAUUUAAAAGUUUAAUAUGUUGAUAUUCUACCGCCAUUGUAAAAAAAUAGAAUAGUUAUGUAAAUAUAUCAAUUAUAUUAUGUUAUUAAAAUGUAUUUAUUCAUAGGGAAAUUGUUAUUUUCGUAAAAAAAAAAAAUUAAUAAUAUUAAAUAAUAUAUUUUGUUAUGCCAAAGCGAUUCUAACCCAUUCUGCGUUAUAGUAUGCUUCCAGAUAAAAGUUAAAAUAAUUAUAAUAAUCAGAUUUAUAUUCCUAGAUAAUUUCCAUUGUAUCGUAAUGAUUCUGCUCAUUUGCGAUCAAAACUCCGUUUAGGUUUAGUAUAGAAACAUCGGUGUCGUAUCGAUGAUGGAUGCACGGAUGGACAGAUUCGUUGGGAAAGCAAACCCAUUCGCUAGUGAAAGAAACCCUAAAUCCUUCUAAGCACUAUCCACAGUAUAUGCCACAGAUAUUUCAAAUGCCUUUAAGUUUCAAUAUGCGGAGAUUUCUCCGUACUUGUACAAAAGGAACUUGUAAAAUUUUAUUGGAAACUAAUACUUGUUAUAAAAACGUUCAAAAAUA